Messenger RNA from Strigops habroptila (Kakapo), 3279 nucleotides. RefSeq names its product sphingosine kinase 2 (gene SPHK2). The record is from RefSeq and is a predicted model, not a curated record. NCBI's taxonomy places the organism in Eukaryota, Metazoa, Chordata, Aves, Psittaciformes, Psittacidae. Gene Ontology annotation, biological process: positive regulation of apoptotic process; sphinganine-1-phosphate biosynthetic process; sphingosine biosynthetic process. Gene Ontology annotation, cellular component: intracellular membrane-bounded organelle; cytoplasm; membrane.
GCGGGAGCGCUUCCGGCGCGGCCGGAGGGGACCGAGGGCGGCGGCGGCGGCGGGACCGGCCCCGGGGUGGGGGGGGAACGGGCCGGGGGGGCCAUGGUGGGGGGGGGUCCCAUAUAGGGCCCAUAGAGGGAGCGGGGGGGGGGGGUAACAGCGGCAGAACCGGCCCCAGGAGCCCCAACAGCCCCGGGGGAGGCCACUCCUCCCCCGCGCAGCUCCGCCUUCACCCCCCUCCCCCCCCCAUGGGCGUCGGGCGAGAACGGGACCGGCACCGAGUGCAGGCCCCCCCGGACGCGCCCCCCCCCGCGCCCCCAAUGCCGGAGGAGCCGCUUCUUGAGGGGGACUUCGGGGGCCCCCCAGGCGGGGGGGGGGGGGGCGGCGCGGGGGGUCCCCGCUUCCACCUGUGUCUGACCCGCACCGAGCUGCGGGUGUGGGGGGGGGGCGCGGGGGGGCCCGGGGGGGCGCCCCCGGAGGCGCUGCCCAUGGCGGAUGUGAUCGGGUGCCACACGCUGCGCGCCCCGGGGCUCCCCUCCGCAGCCUUCUUCGCGGUGUACGCGUACCCCCCCCGCGGCAGGGCGGGGCCGGGCGGGGCGCGGCGCCGCCGCCGGGCCCCCACGUUCCGGGUGGAUGCGGAGCCCCGGUACGAAGGGAACCGGGCGACGGCGGAACGAUGGGCCAGGGUCAUCCGGUGCCUCGUGCGGGGGCUGCCGCUGCCGCCCCCUGCCGAGCUCCCCCCGGAGCCGCGGCGCCGGCGGCUGCUGCUGCUGCUGAACCCCUUUGGGGGCCGGGGCCGGGCCCUGAGCUGGUGCCAGAGCCACGUCCUGCCCAUGGUCAGCGAGGCCGACAUCAGCUUCAACCUCAUCCAGACCGAGCGGGCGAACCACGCACGGGAGCUGGUGGCCGGGCUCAGCCUGGAUGAAUGGGACGGGAUCGUCACCGCCUCCGGGGACGGGCUCCUCUAUGAGGUGGUGAAUGGGCUCCUGGCCCGGCCCGACUGGGCAGCGGCGCUGCGCAUCCCGCUGGGAAUCCUGCCCUGUGGGUCCGGGAAUGGGCUGGCGGCCGCCAUCAACUGCCACUGCGGGCUGUCCCCGGCGCUGGGGCUGUCGCUGCUGCAGAACUGCGCGGUGCUGCUGUGCCGGGGGGCGCCGGAGCCGCCGCGCCUCGACCUGGUGUCGGUGACCACGGCGUCGGGGCAGCGGCACUUCUCCUUCCUGGCCGUGGCCUGGGGGCUGGUGGCCGACGUGGACACGGGCAGCGAGUGGCUGCGGCGCCUGGGCCCGGCGCGCUUCGCCCUGGGCGCGGCAGCGCGGCUGCUGGCGCUGCCCCGGUACCGCGGCCGCCUCAGCUACCUGCCCGCGCUGCCCCGCAGCGCCACCGCGGCCACCGGCGCGGCCGCAGCGAGCGGCGCCGCCACCGCCGCGCUGCCCCGCGCCCUCAGCGAGCCCGGGCUCGGCGGGGACUGGGCGGGCAGCCCCGGCGGGGGAGGAAGCGCAGGGGGUGGAGAUGGCGAGGUGCAGGGAGCCAACUCCAUGGGGAUGGAUACCUCAAGGGAUGGGGAUACCCCGAGAGAUGGGGAUACCCCAAGAGAUGGAGAUGCCCCAAGCGAUGGAGCCACCAAUGUCCAUGGAGCCACUUCGAUGUAUGGGGACACCCCAAGUGAUGGAGACACCCCAAGGGAUGGAGACACCCCAAGGGAUGGAGCCACCUCAGUGUGUGGGAACACCCCAAGUGAUGGAGACACCCCAAGCAAUGGAGCCACCAAUGUUCAUGGAGCCACCUCAAUAGGUGGGGACACCCCAAGUGAUGGAGCCACCCCAAGGGAUGGAGCCACCAAUGUCCAUGGAGGCACCCAAAAUGAUGGGGAUACCCCCAACAUGGAGACACCCCAAGUGAUGGAGAUACCCCAUGUGACGGAGCCACCAAUGUCCAUGGAGCCACCAAGGUGCACAGUGCCACCUCAAUGGGAAUGGGCACCCCAAGUGAUGGAGCCACCCCAAAUGAUGCCGACACCCCAAAUGACAGAGACACCCCAAGCGAAGGAGGCACCAAUGUCCAUGGAGCCACCUCAACAUAUGUGGACACCCCAAGUGACAGAGCCACCCCAAAUGACACCAACACCCCAAGCGCUGGAGCCCCCAACACUCACGGCACCGCCUCAACCCAUGCCCCCCCCCCCAAGCGCCGGCCCCUCCGCUCCCCCCGGCCCCAUCGACGACCUCCUGCCGCCGCUGGGGCAGCCGCUGCCCGCGGGGUGGGUGACCCUGGAGGGGGACUUCGUGCUGGUGCUCGCCAUGGCCCAGUCCCACCUGGGCGCGGAGCUGGUGGCGGCGCCGCUCGCCCGCCCCGACGACGGGCUCCUCCACGUGUGCUACGUGCGGGGGGGGGUGUCGCGGGCCGCGCUGCUGCGGGCGCUGCUGGCCAUGGCCCGGGGUGGGGCCGGACCCCCCUGCGCCGUGUCCCGUGUCCCGGCCCGGGCGUUCCGCCUGGAGCCGCUGUCCCCCCGCGGGACGCUGACGGUGGACGGGGAGCGGGUGGAGUACGGCCCCGUGCAGGGGCAGGUGCACCGCGGGCUGGCGCGGCUGCUCACACCGCCCCCCCCGCCGUGAGGUGGGGCGGCCCAGGGGGACGGGGGGGAGACAUGGGCGGGACGGACCAAGGGGCAGCGGAUUCGGGGGCACCCAUCGAUGGGACAGGGGAGCCCAUAGGCAGGAUGGACCAAGGACAGGGGAUAGGGGGGACCCAUAGAUGGGACGGACCAAGGGGCAGGGGAUGGGUGGGGACCCAUAGAUGGGACGGACCAAGGGACAGGGUAUGGGGGGGGAACCUAGAGAUGGGACAGGGAAACCCAUAGGCGGGACAGCACAAGGACACGGGAUGGGGGGUACCCAUAGAUGGGACGGCCCAAGGGACAGGGGAUGGGGGGGACCAUAGAUGGGACGGCCCAAGGACAGGGAAUGGGGGGGACCCAUAGAUGGGACAGGGGGACCCAUAGGCGGGACGGCCCAAGGACAGGGGAUGGGGGGGACACCCACAGAUGGGACAGGGGGACCUAUAGGCGGGACGGCCCAAAUGACAGGGGAUAGGGGGGACCCAUAGAUGGGACGGCCCAAGGACAGGGGAUGGGGGGGACCCAUAGAUGGGACGGUCCAAGUGGUCAGGCCCCCCCCAUUGGGUGGCCCCGAGGUCUGGGGGGGGGGAGACCCAGAGGGUUGGGGGGGCUCAAAGGACCCCGUUAUUACCCCCCCUCCUUGUGCUAUGCAAUAAAGUGCAACAGUGGACAGA